This is a messenger RNA of Lepus europaeus (European hare), 1184 nucleotides long. RefSeq names its product peptidylprolyl isomerase C (gene PPIC). The transcript has 5 exons. Gene Ontology annotation, molecular function: peptidyl-prolyl cis-trans isomerase activity. Lineage: Eukaryota; Metazoa; Chordata; Mammalia; Lagomorpha; Leporidae. Gene Ontology annotation, cellular component: intracellular membrane-bounded organelle. The record is from RefSeq and is a predicted model, not a curated record. The coding region runs from base 30 to 668 and encodes 212 amino acids. Gene Ontology annotation, biological process: protein peptidyl-prolyl isomerization; protein folding.
GCCCGCCAGCCGCUGCUGCACCGCUCACCAUGGGCCCGGGCGCCCGGCUGCUGCUGCCGCUCGCGCUGUGCGUGGGGCUCGGCGAGCUGGUGCUUCCCGCGGGGGCCUCGGGCGUACGCCGGCGAGGGCCCUCGGUGACGGCCAAGGUCUUCUUUGAUGUGAGGAUUGGAGACAAAGAUGUCGGCAGAAUUGUGAUUGGUCUUUUUGGAAAAGUCGUGCCCAAGACGGUGGAGAAUUUCAUUGCCCUGGCCACAGGAGAGGCAGGAUAUGGCUACAAGGGAAGCAGCUUUCAUCGCGUCAUCAAGGACUUCAUGAUCCAAGGAGGGGACUUCACGGCGGGGGACGGCACUGGCGGAGUGAGCAUCUACGGCGAGACGUUCCCGGAUGAGAACUUCAAGCUGAAGCACUACGGCAUCGGCUGGGUGAGCAUGGCCAAUGCCGGGCCCGACACCAAUGGCUCCCAGUUCUUCAUCACGCUGACCAAGCCCACGUGGUUGGACGGCAAGCACGUGGUCUUCGGGAAAGUCAUUGAUGGGAUGACCGUGGUGCACUCCAUAGAGCUGCAAGCCACCGACAGCCACGACCGCCCGCUCACCAACUGCUCCAUCGUCAACAGUGGCAAGAUCGACGUGAAAACGCCCUUCGUGGUGGAGGUUGCUGACUGGUGACAGCCGAGAGGGGACAGGGAACACAGCCUGGUGCAGUUGUGGGUGUCUGUGUGUGCGUGCACACAUUUGUCUGUGGAGUCUUCAGUUACUGUUUUUUUUUUUUUUUUUUUAAACCUAAUUUCCCACCCCAGAUCACAGCAAAGAUUUGAAAAAUCAAGCACUCAGAAUUUAGUUUGCAUGAGUUUGGUCAGUCACUUACUAAGGCACUUUGAACUUAAAAGACAUACACUCUUCUUCCAGUGGUGCUAUUUUUAAACUCAUUAGAAUAUGUUGUUGGCUAUUUCUUUUUAAGAACUUAAUCAUCCUCUACCCCACCCCCAGUGCAUCAUUAUCUCCAUGUUGGGCAAUACUAAAGUUCUGUCCGAAAAAGAGGCUCUAAAGUUUAAUAGUUUAUAUUCAAACAAAUUAUUUUUCAUGUGAAGGGAAACUGAUAGUAUGACCUGAUGUAUACUACAGGGAUUUUUAUGUGAUAAACGGUGCUUUUGUAUUCUCUAUAAUAAAUACUUCUCCUGCGAA